AUGAGGUCCAUAGCUGAUAAUCUUGCAUUGGCUCAAAGUCCGGUUUCUAAUGAAGACCUAGUUCUUUAUAUACUAACUCAACUAGGGGAGGAACACAAUUCCAUUAUCUCUGAUGUUCGCAUCCGUGAAAAUCCCGUCUCUUUGGGGGAGUUAAGUGAUGUUCUAACUGACCAUGAACGACAGUUAAAAGAAGCUGAUAGUGCACGCCAAUCCCUACUUGCCACUGCUAACGUUGCACAACAGACAUUCUCUUCCUCACAAAACAAUCAAUCAUCCAAUUCUACUCAGAGGUUUCGUAAUAACAACAGCUUCAACCGGCAAAGUUGGCAACAAAGAGGGAAUAAUCGGUCUAGUGUUAUAUGCAAAAUUUGUAACUUUCUAGGCCAUGAAACAGAAGUAUGCCGUAAGUUAGCCAAAUUUUUAAAGGAGCAUAAUAUUCUACCCAUGCAGGCAUCUACGUCUCUUCAAUCUCCUACAACCAAUUCCACAGUUGGUUCAUCCCAAUCAUGGCUAUUUGACAGCAAUGCUUCCCACCAUGCUACUCUGAGUAUCACUCAUCUUCAAACCAUCUCUGAAUACAAUAGUCCAGAUCGCUUGGGUGAUGGAUCUAUGAACGGGGACAUUGCUAAUGUAGGGGAGAAUGUUAAUGUUGUUUACUAUGAUCCUCUUUCUUGUUAG
Molecule: messenger RNA, 678 nt
Organism: Ipomoea nil (Japanese morning glory)
Lineage: Eukaryota; Viridiplantae; Streptophyta; Magnoliopsida; Solanales; Convolvulaceae
Exons: 2
Coding region: 1-678 (225 amino acids)
Source: RefSeq, a predicted model, not a curated record